AUGUCCCCCCAGCGACCCUUCCUCUCCAGCUUCUUCGCCGCCUUCCGCCAACAGCCUCCAUCCUCGAUGCCACAAUCCUCAGCGCAGGCGUCGUCAGCAAAUAAGCAGCCAACCUCAUCCACGACGACAACAUCCUACUCCGUCUCGACGGCUGCACCCUCCACAUCACGCGGCAUAGCAGCGCAGGCGGCGGCGGCCGCCCAGUCACAGUCCGCCGCCGCCGCCGCCCGGGGGGUCACGUCGCCGCGCGGCAUCCCCAUCCCCCAGCAGCCGCGGCGGCGCGGGAGCGACAGCUCCACCGAGGGGUUCCGCGAGGUGCUCGGCGCCGACAAGAUGUACAUCGGCGGGAAGACGGCCGCCGGCGAGGAGAAGUACUUCAAGCUGGGCAUGGUGAGGAGGGUGCGGAGCGGCGACAGGCUCAGCAUCGACCGGUUGAGCUUAUGA
Molecule: messenger RNA, 444 nt
Organism: Diaporthe citri
Lineage: Eukaryota; Fungi; Ascomycota; Sordariomycetes; Diaporthales; Diaporthaceae
Exons: 1
Coding region: 1-444 (147 amino acids)
Source: RefSeq, a predicted model, not a curated record